AUGAACCUGGAAACCCACUGGGCUCUUAACCCCGUAAGAAAUGCCUCAUCCUCCAUGACUAGCAAUCCAAAGCAACCUGAACAUGGCUAUGCUAAAUUUUUUCAUCUUCACAGGGAAAAUAUUCGUGCUCACCUAAAUGGCAGCCAGGACUCUGAGGAACCAUUGUUGCCAUCUUUCUUUCCACCUGCGUCAUUUUGGACUGCGUCGGAAAAAGAUCUUUUCUUCCAUGGGCUUUCUGUCUUCUCUCGUCUCCGUCCCGAUCUGAUUGCGGAACAUAUCAAGACCAAGAACACCUUAGAUGUCUGCGUUUACUUGGAUGCUCUUCAUACAGCUUCUUUGCAACACAGUCCUGAAAUACCUACUAGAAUGUCGUUAGACCCCGCUAUGGAGGUUUCUGAACGGUGGAUCGAACAUGAAGAAAUUAUGGCACAGGAGUUGGCUACCUCUGAUCGAUGUUCCUGGAGCUUUGGCGCAAAAGGCGUCGAUAAUAAUCAGAAUCGAGCAAAAUGUUCGUGUCCAAAUGAACCUAUCCGCAAAAGUCUACCUGCCGGUUUUGAGUUGGAAGCAAAUGGUUAUCUUAACCAUCUGGACCCAACAUGCCUUACAGUGAUUGAAAGUGUCAUUCGUGAAGCAGAACCAGAACCAGAAAAUGAAGACCUUCAAAAAUUUCCCCCUCUUGAAUUUGCGACAGGGUCCACGCUGAUUGAUUCUGCCUCAAAAGACCCUGCAUCAGUUGCAUCAAGAGCAGGCGAACAACCCAGUGAUUCAGACGACCAUGACGAUGUACCAAUGGAAACUCAGUUGCCAAUGCUUUCUGAUGAUGUGGAAAAGGAACUUUAUCGUCAAACAUUGCUACGUCGCCGUCUCAGGAAACGGCUAUAUAUGCGGCGUAAACGAGCUGAACAAACUGGCAGAACAAUUAUCAUGGAAGAUGGAAAGUUGCGUCCGGGUCGGCCCAGGAAACGUGCAAAACUAUCCAAUGUUCGGCAAAAAGGGCAGAGUAAAGAUGGAUCCAUUGAAGGCCCUGACAGGGAACACGAUGACGACGAACCUUUACCCAUGCCCGAGGCGUUGAAAGAACCCACGCAAUUAUCUUCAGAGGAGGCUGACGCAGACGAAGAUUUAAUCAAUGAAAAGCAGGGUCUGGGCGGCGCUACAAAACCUUACCGGGUCAAAGAAUUCUUCCAAGAAAGCAACAUGGAUGGUCAGGCUUUCUCCAGAAUCGACUUAAACUUUUUUAAUCUGUCAACCUUGGGGAGAUUACUACGCCUCUUCGCCUCGCUCAACAAAUCUCCGAGGAAAUUGGACGACGUUUCUAUUUCAACACAAAGCAUACAACUCAUGGUCAAUAUCACAAAGGAAUUUGUGUCCGAACUUAUCCGUCAUGCUAUCAUCACCAAGGAACAAGAGAUUCGCAUGAAACGUUCACUGAGGGUUUGGAAAUAUGACCGUGAUGAGAUCAAUCAUGAAAACGUAGCGGAGUGUCUGGCCUCCAUUGGGUUGGCUAAUAUCAGCAAAGAGCAGUAUUUCACGAAACUAUUGAAGGAGACAAAGCUUCGCUCGAAAAACCGCUCAUACCCUGACGGAGAUCUUUCCGGAGAUGAACAACUAAAUAUUCCCUCAGACCCAGCACAGCCUGCAGGGUUUAUUCUUCCCCAAUCCUUGCAGUGGUGUUCAUUACCUCAUUAUCAACAGUUUUACCCCGAUGACGAUUUAUUGUCGGAAUCCAUCGACGAGGAACAAGUGAAAAAAGAACUGGCCGACGAAGACAUUCUUGACAAGGAAGAUAUGUUGCGAUCGAAAGACUUUGAAGUAUUGUUAUGGGAAAAGAAUAGGAUUGGUUCACACAUAUCAUAG
This is a messenger RNA of Psilocybe cubensis, 1857 nucleotides long. RefSeq lists its product as uncharacterized. Gene Ontology annotation, molecular function: rDNA binding; RNA polymerase I general transcription initiation factor activity. Lineage: Eukaryota; Fungi; Basidiomycota; Agaricomycetes; Agaricales; Agrocybaceae. The coding region runs from base 1 to 1857 and encodes 618 amino acids. Gene Ontology annotation, biological process: nucleolar large rRNA transcription by RNA polymerase I; transcription initiation at RNA polymerase I promoter. The transcript has 5 exons. The record is from RefSeq and is a predicted model, not a curated record. Gene Ontology annotation, cellular component: RNA polymerase I upstream activating factor complex.